UAAACGUCGGCACAGUGUCAGCUACGAAUGUGUGUGACGUAGUUUCGGAGCGUAGAGGUUAUAGGCGUUCAGUGAUAGUACGAUACAAAGUAGACGCGACAAAUUUUAAUCCGUAGUGUUGUUGAUUGCGUUUGAUUUUUUUAUUAAUCAAGUACAGAUUGAUCUUUCUUAAUUUGCGCUCAAAAAUCCGAUAACAAUGGCUGAAGCUAAUAAUACUGAUUUGAAAAUCGACGACAGUGAAAACUAUGCCAUGGCUAAUGCCUCGAUGGAUCCAAAGAAUGUUCAAGAGUUGACAAAUUAUGUCCAAACCUUACUUGAAAACAUGCAGGACAAAUUUCAAGCAAUGUCAGAACAAAUCAUUGGAAGAAUAGAUGAAAUGGGCAAUAGGAUAGACGACUUGGAGAGGAGCAUUGGUGAUCUGAUGGCUCAAGCAGGAGUCGAAAGCGGCGGAAAUUAAUUGAAUUGAUGCUUGUUGAAUAAUGAGAAGAACAAUUUAAAAAACUGUAUUACUUUUUAUACCUAUUUGCACUAGGAUACUCAAUGUACAAACAAUUCUGCAUGUUUAGAAUCUGUAAUUGAAUAGAGAAUUUCAGAAAUUUUCUAAACGUCAUGAUUUUUACUCGAAUGAAAUUACUCAAUUUUUA
Molecule: messenger RNA, 644 nt
Organism: Trichogramma pretiosum
Lineage: Eukaryota; Metazoa; Arthropoda; Insecta; Hymenoptera; Trichogrammatidae
Product: heat shock factor-binding protein 1
Exons: 4
Coding region: 197-457 (86 amino acids)
Biological process (GO): cellular heat acclimation
Cellular component (GO): nucleus; cytosol
Molecular function (GO): transcription corepressor activity
Source: RefSeq, a predicted model, not a curated record